Lipotes vexillifer (Yangtze River dolphin) is the source of this 2794-nucleotide messenger RNA. RefSeq names its product mRNA-capping enzyme-like. The record is from RefSeq and is a predicted model, not a curated record. The transcript is spliced from 9 exons. Bases 1 to 969 code for a protein of 322 amino acids. Gene Ontology annotation, molecular function: mRNA guanylyltransferase activity; ATP binding. Lineage: Eukaryota; Metazoa; Chordata; Mammalia; Artiodactyla; Lipotidae. Gene Ontology annotation, biological process: 7-methylguanosine mRNA capping.
AUGACUGGAGUUCAAACCAAAAAUCACAUUCCAGAAACUUCUGUUCCAAAGCCUGAAAAUUUAUAUGUGCAGAAGUAUAUGAUGUUGAUUGAUGGCACAAAUGAAGUUUUUAUGAUUGAUAGAGAUAAUUCAGUGUUUCAUGUUUCAAAUCUGGAAUUUCCAUUUCGUAAAGAUCUCCGCAUGCAUUUAUCAAAUACUCUCCUAGAUGGGGAAAUGAUUAUUGACAGAGUAAAUGGACAGGCUGUUCCUAGAUACUUGAUAUACGACAUAAUUAAAUUCAAUGCACAGCCGGUUGGAGAUUGUGAUUUUAAUAUUCGUCUGCAGUGUAUAGAACGAGAAAUAAUAAAUCCUCGACAUGAAAAAAUGAAGACGGGGCUCAUUGACAAAACACAGGAACCAUUUAGAGUCAGAAAUAAGCCAUUUUUUGACAUCCAUGCUUCAAGAAAGCUACUUGAAGGAAACUUUGCCAAAGAAGUCAGCCAUGAAAUGGAUGGUCUCAUUUUCCAGCCCACUGGAAAAUAUAAACCUGGUCGAUGUGAUGAUAUUUUGAAAUGGAAGCCUCCCAGUUUGAAUUCUGUGGAUUUUCGCCUAAAGAUAACAAGAAUGGGAGGAGAAGGGUUACUUCCUCAGAAUGUUGGCCUUCUCUAUGUUGGAGGUUAUGAAAGACCCUUUGCACAAAUCAAGGUGACAAAAGAGCUAAAACAGUAUGACAACAAAAUUAUAGAAUGCAAAUUCGAGAACAACAGCUGGGUCUUUAUGAGACAGAGAACAGACAAAAGUUUCCCUAAUGCCUACAACACUGCCAUGGCCGUGUGCAACAGCAUCUCAAACCCUGUCACCAAGGAGAUGCUGUUUGAGUUCAUCAACAGAUGUGCGGCAGCUUCUCAAGGACAGAAGCGAAAGCGUCAUCAUCUGGACCCGGACACGGAGCUCAUGCCUCCACCACCUCCCAAAAGACGUUUGACUUAAAGACCAGCCUCUGACUUCAGGAUUGAGGGGAAAGAUGAGUGAGGAAAAGUGCUGUUGCCCCGUUUUCUUUGCGACCAGAGAAAUUCAAAACAGAGUGUGGCUUGAUGUUGAUACACAUUUAACUUUAAAAAAAAGAAGAAAGUAUUGUAGCCAGCCUGUAAAUAUUUGAUGCAUUUGUUUCCUCAGUGCUACAAUACAUCAUGGACUUAAACAUUUUAUUUAUAUCUGGUAAACUCAGCCUUACCUUGUGGAAUCUGAAGAUUGAAAUAUCCAAAGGUUUAAAUGAGAUCGAAAUCAAUGAAAAAGAGGCCUUGUUUCUAUACGGAUAACUUCCACUUUAAUUUAUAAAGUUAGCAAUCUAGAACUGUGAGUGCCUAGAACACUGUAUUUUUUAGAAGUUGUAUUUCAACUAUGAUAGAUUUUCCUUUUAAAACAUUUAGACAAUGGCAUUAAAUCUUCUUGCUAUUAUUUAUCAUGGAUUUCCUACAUUUCUGAAAUUCUUGUAUUCAAAACCAAAUGACAAAGUUGUUAAAUAUUGUGCUAUAUUAAACAACUUGGUCUGGCUUAUAUCAUUUUAAGAAGUUGUUUUGGAAAUGUAAAAGUAAAAAAGUAAAGCUCCAAUUUUGUUAAUUUCAUCUUUUCUAAAGGAGGUAUAUUGAGUCUUUUCAUCCUCUCUUUCUGUUGUUUGAACUGCAGUAUCAGCUAUCCAAUGUAUCCACUCUGGCAGUGGUCCCGAGUUACUUCAUAGAACUUAGAGACACACCACCCGGUCCUGUGUGUGUUGUUCUCCUGGGAGACUUUUGUUCUCUUUCUUUUUUUUGGUUUUAACGCCAGGGCUACUUCUGCUGUACCUCAGUGGUAGCACAUUGUAAAUUACAUUAAAACACACAACUCACUGUGAUGAUGGGAGUGAUAUCAGAUACAGACAGUGUUGUAUUUGUUCCCUUGCACCAAACAGCAAAGGAAAUGCCAGCUGACUCCUUUAAUUAGAAGGUAAUGUCAGUGGAAGAGAAUGCUGUCACUAGAAAAUGCUCUCCCACUGCUUGAUAAAUGCAGAGGCAAAGACUAGACAUCUGUAGGAACUAAACAUCAAGGAAGCCAAGACAUUUAUUUUCAAAGCCAGAAUUCUCUCAUCUUCUAUUCUGGGAAUGCUAUUUCAGUUGUACAUCUGAAUUUAAAAAAACAAAAAACAAAAAACACAUUUACUGAUAGAUAAUGGAUUUAAAGAGUGGCUAAUUGGUCACAUGCCAUUGUUGGGAAGCUGUGUUCUGAUUGGUUUGUGAAGGAACUCUUGAAAAUUAGCCUACUAGAAGCUAAUGUAUUUAUUUUUAGAGGUACAGGUUUUAAGUAUGUGUAUUUAAACAAAUUUUCAUGAUCUGAAUUUUAUAUAUGUAUAUGCAUAUAUAUGUGAGUAUAUGCAGCAGUGUAUAUUCUUCUGCUAAUACAGUGAGAAACCCAAACAGGUCACGUAGUAGAUUGAAUAUCUGAUAGGAUUUCUAUAUCAAAUAGCACAGAUGAACCAAACAUGUAUUUAUAUUCACCCGAGUUUUAAUGUUUUUAAACAAAGUUUCUUCCUGCAGUGCUUUUCUAUAUGAAAUACUAGAGUCAUGCUUGGGCUUCUUCCUUUACUGUUCCCAAGUUAGGUAAUGUAUAGUGAAUUUAUUCAAAAUGCCAUUUUAGUGUUUCUUUCCUAGAGUACUUUUGUGCGUUUGAGCACAACAGGGAUUAAAACAUCUGACUGCCGCACUAACUAUUGAAAAAUGGAAAUUGGUCAAGGUUUCAUGGUAUCUUGUACAAAGCAGAUCUAAAAAAAACGCCUAUGCAA